GGAAUGGGGUUGUCUUACUAAAAGAGGAAGCGCUGAAUUACAGAUAGUUGAGCGUAGACUUCACUUUUGGACAUCUCGGUCAGGAUGGCUUCUUUGAGAACGGUGAAUUUAGUUCUGCUCCUAACGGCCCUCAACAGUGUGUUCUCACUCAAGAUAUGCUCGUUCAACAUUCAGUCUUUUGGAGAACAUAAAGUGUCGAAACCAGAGGUGUUGGCCGUAAUUGUAGAGUGUAUUGCCCGCUGUGAUAUCAUGCUUGUAAUGGAAAUCAAAGAUGCCAGAGGAGACGCUUUCUCUCAGCUGAUGACACGCCUCAACGGUAAAUACAGAAGAAGGAACGAGUAUAAUUAUGUCAUCAGUGAGAGACUGGGCAGAAAGUCGUACAAGGAGCAAUAUGCAUUCAUCUACAGACAGAGGUUUGUGUCAGUGAAGUCAGUGUAUCAAUACCCUGACACACAAACAGAGGACACAGAUGUGUUUGCUCGAGAGCCUUUUGUUGUGUGGUUUUCAUCUCCAACAACAGAAAUCAAGGACUUUGUAAUUAUACCAAUUCAUACGGCUCCUGAGGCAGCAGUGAAAGAGAUAGAUGAACUAUAUGAUGUUUACCAAAAUGUCUCUCAGCGCUGGGAUUCAGAGAAUUUCAUCAUUAUGGGCGAUUUCAAUGCAGCCUGCGGUUAUGUCCCCAAAAGGCAAUGGAGCACCAUCCGUCUGCGUUCUGACUCGACUUUCCUCUGGUUAACGGGCGACAGUAUAGACACCACUGUGAAGGAGUCCACCAACUGUGCCUAUGAUAGGGUUGUCCUGCAUGGGGAGAAACUGAUCCAGGCGGUCAAGCCUGAAUCACUGGAUGUGUUUGACUUCAGACAGGCACACGGACUCACUGAGGAACAGGCCUUAGCAGUGAGUGAUCACUUCCCAGUGUGCAUUUCUGUCAACCUUGCGAGGAGGAGGGGCAAGAGAGGUUAAAACAUAUCCACGGGAGGUGUGGUGCCACCCUCUUCCGUGUACUGGGCCUGCUUGAGUUUUCCCGCUGAAGGCCAGCUGUCCCCUGCUUUGGCAAUGAUGAGCAAUCACCAGGUUUUCAAUGGAUCUGGUAAAUUGAGGCAUUUAGGAGUUAUUUUAUCUCUCCAGGAUACUGGGAGAUUGUAUGCUCAACUUUAAACAACUUUUUGUUAUGCUUGGGAGGCAAGAUCAGGUCAUUUAUUUGAGCGCUGAUGAAAUAGUGGCCGAGCUUGUUAAUUAUAAACCAGUAGAUUCAAGGUGUGUGUUUCCUAGUUGCUAUGAAACCAUUUGUGUUAGCUUGUAGUUCUGCUCUCUACUGACUCUUUCUUGGUUCUUAAUUAAAUGAUCCAUACACAGCUGCACAGUGAACAAAUGUAAAAAUACAUUAUACUUUUUCUUUCUCUGGGCAUUGCAUAUUUUGAAUUUCUGUACCUGUAAAAUUUCUGUAAAAUCUGUAUGCGUGUCUCAAAAAUAAUAUAAAAUGCUUAUAGUGACAGAGUGACAGUGACAGACAUUAGUGACAGAGUAAAAACUCUAUACAUGACAGAGUAAAAACUCUAUACAUGGUGAGUACACAUAUGCAUUGUUCAGAGACUGUUUUUUGGAUUGAAUCAAUAAAAAAGGCAAUAUUUCUGUAUUUUCAGACCACUUUGAAAAUUAGGAAGAGAACUUGCACAGAUCACCAUGUAGUGUCUCAUUAGCCAAGUUGAUCCGUUGCCGAAGGGAUAUUAAAAAUUCCGUUCCUGGCAUAAAAAGUGCUCUUGACAAUUUGUGACCUUCCAUUACUGGGUGAUUUGUAGUCAUGUUCGUAGUCACCUAUGGAAACAUUACAUUGUUUUUCAGUGCAUUGUUGUAAAAUGUGCCUUAUUUUCAUGUAAAAGUAAAUCACCAUUUUACAAGUAUUAUGUUUUCUGCAAAUAAACUGCUCUCAAUUCCUUC
Chanos chanos (milkfish) is the source of this 1938-nucleotide messenger RNA. RefSeq names its product deoxyribonuclease gamma. Gene Ontology annotation, biological process: DNA catabolic process. Bases 85 to 963 code for a protein of 292 amino acids. The record is from RefSeq and is a predicted model, not a curated record. Lineage: Eukaryota; Metazoa; Chordata; Actinopteri; Gonorynchiformes; Chanidae. The transcript is spliced from 8 exons. Gene Ontology annotation, molecular function: deoxyribonuclease I activity; DNA binding. Gene Ontology annotation, cellular component: nucleus.